Messenger RNA from Python bivittatus (Burmese python), 948 nucleotides. Its product is annotated as olfactory receptor 1F1-like. The record is from RefSeq and is a predicted model, not a curated record. Gene Ontology annotation, molecular function: olfactory receptor activity; G protein-coupled receptor activity. Lineage: Eukaryota; Metazoa; Chordata; Lepidosauria; Squamata; Pythonidae. Gene Ontology annotation, biological process: G protein-coupled receptor signaling pathway. Gene Ontology annotation, cellular component: membrane.
AUGGCCAAUCAGAACCAGACAGACAACUCGGAAAUAAUCCUUUUGAUGAUCUCCAGUAGACCUGAACACCAGAGUCUCUUCUUCUUGCUUUUUCUGUUCAUCUACUUGUUGACACUACUAGGGAAUUUCCUCAUUGUCUUGCUUGUCUGCUUGGACAACCAUCUCCUUCAGGCUCCAAUGUACUUCUUCCUGAGCCAGCUCUCCCUGGCUGACAUCAUUUUUAUUUCCACUACUGUUCCUAAGAUCCUGAUAAAUCAGAUGUCUCAGACUCAGACCAUCACCUUCAGUGGGUGCUUAAUUCAGAUGUAUUUCUUUCUCACCUCUGGUAACACAGAUAACUUCCUCCUCGCCUGCAUGGCUUAUGAUCGCUACGUGGCUAUCUGUCACCCACUGCAUUACAUCACUGCGAUGAGCCACAAGUGCUGCCUCUUUUUGGUUUCUGGAUCCUGGAUCAUUUCUAGUCUCCACUCUUUACUCUACACACUUCUGAUAUCACGCCUUUCUUUCUGCACCUCUGUGGAGAUCCCCUAUCUUUUCUGUGAUGUCUAUCCUCUCCUGGAAUUCUCCUGUUCUGAUACAAGAUUCAUAAAGAUCUUGGCACAGACGGAGGGGGCGGUGGAUCUGCUGGGGCCUUUAGCCAUCAUCAUUAUCUCCUAUGCACUAAUAUUCUCCACAAUCAUAAAAAUUCCCUCAACAGCUGGGAAAUACAAAGCAAUCUCCACUUGUGGCUCACAUCUGACUGUGGUGAUCUUGUUCUACAGCACUAUCAGUUGCCUUUAUUUCCAGCCUGCCUCUGCUUACUCAGCCCAAAAAGGCACUUUUAUCUCUCUCUUAUAUGGAAUGGUGAUACCAAUGCUGAACCCCUUCAUCUAUACACUAAGGAACCAGGAGGUAAAGUCAGCAAUAGUAAGACUUCUUGGCAGGAUGAGAGCUUUUUUAAGAAAAUAA